Messenger RNA from Colletes gigas, 1417 nucleotides. RefSeq names its product glyoxylate/hydroxypyruvate reductase A-like. NCBI's taxonomy places the organism in Eukaryota, Metazoa, Arthropoda, Insecta, Hymenoptera, Colletidae. The record is from RefSeq and is a predicted model, not a curated record. Bases 375 to 1349 code for a protein of 324 amino acids. Gene Ontology annotation, molecular function: NAD binding. The transcript has 4 exons.
UGUAUCCUGAUAUCGUUAUAUUACAAUUCCUCUUAUUUCAUAGUCAUAUUUUAUAAGAAAAGAAUAUUUCCAUAUUGAUUACAAACACCUUUUAUUUGUGUGUAGUGAAUUUUACAAAGGCAAAUAAGAGAGCAAUGAACGAUUUUCAAUGUGAGCCACUGUAGAUAGUAACGCAAAGUAAUAUUAUAAGAAAGUUCUAUCAAAAAUUUAGGUUAGACGCAUUAGUACAACGUGUUAGAGUCUACAUACGAUGUAACGUCAAAUUUUCGAUCAUGACAGUUGCGAUAAAUUAGAAUAACAAAUAAAUCGUUUAAUAUUAUAUUUAACUGUCAAAUUGUGUUCGUCAAAACUAGAUCAUAUUUUCGCACAUCGGCAUGGCACAUACCAUUGCAAUUCUAUCCGUGAUUCCUAGGUUAUCUUACCAUCUUCAAAUGCAACUUCCAAAGUCAACGAUAUGCGAUGUUUCGCUAGAUUCAGACAAAAGUAAUACGUUAUCGAAAUUAAAAAAUGCGGAUAUAGUGGUGACUGAUUGUGAUUUAUUUUUACCAUAUAUGGAUAAGUUACCAUCUUUAAAGUGGGUACAAAUGACAUGGGCUGGUGUUGAAACAUUAGCUUCACGUUUGCAAAAUAUAAAACAUAAUUAUGUCGUCACACGGUUUUCUGAUAAAACCUUUGGUUUUGCUAUGUCUGAAUAUGUGGUAGCACAUAUAUUUAAUUUUGAACGUGAUCAAAGGCAACAGUAUGAAAAACAAAAUGAUUGUCAUUGGGAAAAGAAUGGAAAAAUUUCUGAUCACAGAUUGAUUUGUGAUCUAUCUGUAGGAAUUUUAGGCUUAGGAAAUAUUGGAAAAUCAAUUGCACAGAGAUUGAAAAUGUUUGGGGCUACUGUGUGGGGUGUCACACGAACACCACUUAAAGAAAAAUUAGAUUAUCUGGAUAAACAUAGGACAGUUGAAUUUUUAUCUGACAUGCUCAUACAUUGUGAUUACAUUGUUAAUGUUCUACCAUCCACAUCUAAUACUUUCGGUUUACUAGGUGGAAAUACACUAGAAAAGUGUAAGCAAAGAGGUAGUGUCUUCAUCAAUAUAGGUCGGGGUACAAUUAUUAAUGAAUUAGAUUUAUUAAAUGCUCUUCAGCAACAAUGGAUUUCUGGAGCAAUAUUGGAUGUUUUUGAACAAGAACCAUUGCCAAAAGACAGUAAAUUGUGGUUAUUACCACAGGUUACUAUCUCACCACACAUUUCAGGCGUAACUCGUCCCCAGGAUGUUGCAAGAUUUUUUGCUGAGAAUUAUCAGAAAUUCAUUAAAGGCGAAACUUUGUUAAAUACAGUAAAUACUCAAGAAGGUUACUAGUUAUUCUUUAACUACGGAAGGGAUUUUUUUUCAACACAAUUUAUACAGUAUGACAAGGAAGUGAAAUA